This is a messenger RNA of Ceraceosorus guamensis, 2601 nucleotides long. RefSeq names its product putative APG7-component of the autophagic system. Gene Ontology annotation, biological process: autophagy of mitochondrion; autophagosome assembly; cellular response to nitrogen starvation. The record is from RefSeq and is a predicted model, not a curated record. Lineage: Eukaryota; Fungi; Basidiomycota; Exobasidiomycetes; Ceraceosorales; Ceraceosoraceae. Gene Ontology annotation, molecular function: Atg8 activating enzyme activity; Atg12 activating enzyme activity. Bases 252 to 2468 code for a protein of 738 amino acids. The transcript is spliced from 11 exons. Gene Ontology annotation, cellular component: cytoplasm; phagophore assembly site.
CAACGAUGUCAUUCACACUCACGUCAUAUCAUACGUUCGCAAUCGACUUGAAUUAGGCUCCGUCUUGUACCGGCACGCAUUGAUUUCGAAGCUCGCUUCCACCCACUGCAACGCCUCUCCUGCACCGGAUCGACUCCUCGACUCCUGCGGUAUCCUGCAGAUAGUAGUCGGUCACUUUGAGCCCGCCCGCCUCUGCAUAGCCACAACAACGUCAGCUCCGCCACCUUGCGGAGGUUCGCUUUCUUCAAACCAUGUCUUCCUCCACCGUCGCUCAGUUCAGUCCCUUUUCCACCAGCGUAUCUCCUUCGUUUUGGUCAACACUAGCAGCGAUCAAGAUUGACAAGCUGCAAUUGUCGGAUGAGAAUGUGCCGGUGAGAGGUCAUUAUGAGGUCGGAAAGGUCAUCUACGACAGAAAGACGGACGAGGAUGUGCCCCUGCCUGCUGCUGUGAGCUUCGACGGUCAAGGCUUGAUCGAGGGAGGAUACGCGCUCCCACCCAACACCUUCCCAGCUUGGGGAACACUCAAGAACUUCAAUACGAUCGAAGAGUUCAAAACAGCGGACAAGCAAAAAGUCUUCAAUGAUGUGGCUCAAGAAAUCUUAGACGGCAUCCUCACCGCGCAAGACCCCACGCCAUUUCUCACCCGCUUCCUCGUCUUGUCCUUUGCCGAUCUGAAAAAGUACAAAUUCGUGCACUGGUUUGGUUUUCCUGCGCUUGUGGCCAAGCCGGGCUGGGAGCUUGCUGGAGCUGAUGCUCAGCAAAGAGGAUGGAAGGCCGCAGACGGAGUUGUUGGUAGAGAUCAGAUGCCCGCCAUUGGUGCAGCACUCGCGCAGAGGAGAGCUUUGCAAGGAUCGGACUCCGCAUCAGCUGCAUUUUUCCUGGCGCGAAGAACAGCAGGCGAGGAAUGGCAACUCUCGGAUGUGACGUCGUACGAGCCGUUCUUUGCGAAUGUAUCUGAAGACGAGCGCAUAGUCGGCUUCGUAGACCCCUCGCCUCUUUCGGACUCACCAGGCUGGCCGCUCAGGAAUCUCUUGGCUCUGCUCUCGGUGCGCUAUGGUGUCAGAAAGAUUCGAGUGGUGGCGUGGAAAGACCCAUUGGGUUCGCAGAUAUCAAGCACGGCAACUUACAGGAGUAGAGUAGCUGCCUUGAUGCAACCGGAGGUAGGCAGUGAUGCCUCAAACCAAGUAGUUGCCAAAGGAAGGACUGUUUUGCUCGCUUAUGAAGCGGGGCAGCCAGCUCGACCCAACGCAGUCGGCUGGGAACGCAAUUCUCAAGGGAAACUCGCUCCCAAGAUGGCCGAUCUCAGCCCAUUGAUGGAUCCGAAGAGGCUAGCAGAUCAAGCCGUGGAUCUCAAUUUGAAAUUGAUGCGCUGGCGAAUCAUGCCCGACAUCAAUCUAGAAAAGAUUCACAAUACCAAGUGCUUGCUGCUUGGUGCCGGUACUUUGGGCUGCUACGUAGCGCGGACAUUGAUGGGUUGGGGAGUGCGGCACAUCACGCUCCUUGACUCCUCUCGCGUCUCAUUCUCCAAUCCUGUCCGACAGCCCUUGUUCGACUUCGAAGAUUGUCUUGAUGGGGGCAAACCGAAAGCAGAAUGUGCAGCAGCCAAACUCAGCAAAAUUUACCCCGGUGUCGAGGCAAAGGGGAUCCAAAUGAGCAUCCCCAUGCCUGGACAUCCUGUGCCUGCUUCUUCCCUAGAGCAGACUCGAGCAGAUGUCAGGCAUCUAGAACAGCUAAUCGAUGAGCACGACGUGGUAUACUUGCUCAUGGACUCGAGGGAGAGCAGGUGGCUGCCCACACUACUUGGAGCUGCCAAGAACAAACUCCUUUUGAACGCAGCCCUUGGCUUUGAUAGCUACCUCGUUAUGAGGCACGGCGCAUCGCCAGAUGUGCAACCAACCACUACUCCUGCACGAGGUCAGGAGAUACCUCUUACUAGGCGAAGGUUAGGCUGCUACUACUGCAACGAUAUUGUAGCACCAGCAGAUUCUUUGACGGACCGAACCCUGGAUCAAAUGUGCACGGUCACACGACCUGGCCUCGCUGCCAUUGCGGGUGCUUCUGCUGUAGAGCUCAUGGUCUCUGUCUUGCAGCACAAGGACGGCAUCUUGGCGCCUGCCUCCACUGCUGCGCGGAAAGAUGCGUCAACAAGGGAUGAAGAUUCCUCAGACCCUUCCAAAUCCGGCUCGGUGCUUGGUCUCAUCCCGCAUCAGAUUCGGGGAUUUUUAGCUCAAUUCAGCAACCUCUUGAUAGUGGGUCAGGCUUACGAGCGCUGCACCGCUUGUAGUCCAGCCAUCGUGGAAGCGUAUCGCAAGGACGGAUUUGACAUGUUACUAAAGGCAUUCAACGACGAAGUCUACCUGGAGAAAAUCACGGGCUUGGAUAAGCUCAAGGCGGAGACCGAAGCGCUCGAUGCAGAUCUAGACUGGAGCGGCAGCGAGGCAGAGGAAGGCGACGGUGAACUGCUCUGAAUCGAAGGAACGCUGGUCCUCUGCUUCCACCUUGCGCUCUCGCCUCUUGGUAGCUCCUCUCACCUGUAUUUCCGCCUCCUCACAUGACUUUGAUACCACCCAUCAAUUCGCAAUUGCGGCUUCGAGCUACGUG